AAAAGUAAGGAGAAGGAAGAAUAAAGCUUUGGUUGAGACUUGAAAGGUCAAAUUCUUUCAAGGUUUGGUUUUGGAGGCGAACUCUGCAUGAAAUUGCAGAGAAAUUUGGUUUAACAUUACAUUCCAUGGAUUGUGUCUACAUGAAUCCCCAUGAAGCCAUUGAAGCACGUGUGAAACACCUUCUUUCUCUUAUGACAUUGAAGGAGAAGAUUGGUCAGAUGACACAAAUUGAGCGCUCAGUUGCUACCCCUUCUGCCAUCAAACACUUCUCAAUUGGGAGUGUAUUUAGUGCUCCACACAAUGGAGUGAAUGGACCUUUUGAGAAGGUACUCUCAUCUGAUUGGGCUGAUAUGGUGGAUGGGUUUCAGAAGUCGGCACUUGAGUCACGGUUAGGCAUACCAAUCAUUUAUGGGGUCGAUGCAGUUCAUGGUAAUAACAGUGUUUAUGGUGCUACUAUAUUCCCUCACAAUGUUGGCCUUGGAGCUACUAGAGAUGCACAUCUAGUUCAAAGAAUUGGAGCAGCAACAGCUCUUGAACUUAGAGCAAGUGGAAUUCACUAUACUUUUGCUCCUUGUGUGGCAGUAUGCAAAGAUCCCAGAUGGGGAAGAUGCUACGAGAGUUAUAGUGGAAACACUGAAAUAGUCAGAAAGAUGACUUCUGUUGUUCUAGGCUUGCAGGGUCAUCCUCCAGAAAGACAUCCGAGGGGCUACCCUUUUGUGGAUGGGAGUUGGUACUUCAGGAACAAUGUUAUUGCCUGUGCCAAGCAUUUUGUUGGAGAUGGAGGUACAUUGAAAGGUGUAAAUGAGGGGAAUACCAUACUAUCAUAUGAAGAAUUGGAGAGGAUCCACAUGGCCCCUUACGUGGACUGCAUAGCUAAGGGAGUUUCUACCAUUAUGGUCUCAUAUUCCAGCUGGAAUGGAAAUAAACUCCAUGGUCACCAUUUUCUACUUACUGAAAUUUUGAAAGAGAAACUAGGUUUCAAGGGAUUUGUGAUUUCUGACUGGGAGGGAAUUGAUGAAUUAUGCUCACAUUAUGGGUCAGAUUAUCGAUAUUGCAUCUCCACUGCCAUUAAUGCUGGAAUUGACAUGGUGAUGGUUCCUUUCAAAUAUGAAAUAUUUAUAGAAGAGUUGAUGUCUCUAGUUCAAUCAGGGGAAAUUCCAAUAGCCAGAAUUGAUGAUGCUGUUGAGCGCAUUUUGAGAGUAAAGUUUGCGGCCAAACUUUUUGAGUUUCCUCUAACAGACAAAACUUUGCUGGAUGUAGUUGGUUGCAAGCUACACAGAGAUCUUGCACGUGAAGCAGUUCGAAAGUCCAUGGUUCUGCUGAAAAAUGGAAAGGAUACUAGUAAACCCUUUCUUCCACUGAACAAGAAUGCCAAAAGAAUCCUUGUUGCUGGAACUCAUGCUGAUGACAUCGGGUAUCAAUGUGGAGGAUGGACAGGUACUAAGUAUGGAUCUAGUGGCCAAAUCACAAUCGGCACAAGUAUCUUGGAUGCUGUUAAGGAAACUGUGGGGAAUGAAGUAGAAGUUAUCUAUGAGCAAUGUCCAUCAGCAGACACCAUAGAACGUUACGAGGUUUCUUUUGCCAUUGUUGUGGUUGGAGAAGGUUCCUAUGCUGAAUGUGGAGGUGACAAUUCAGAGCUUGUUAUCCCAUUUAAUGGUGAUGGAAUUAUAAGCUUAGUUGCUGAAAAAAUCCCCACACUUGUGAUUCUGAUAUCUGGUAGACCUUUGCUCUUAGAACAGUGUCUAUUGGAAAAGAUAGAUGCUCUUGUUGCUGCAUGGUUGCCAGGUACUGAAGCACAGGGAAUCACAGAUGUUAUAUUUGGAGAUCAUGACUUCAAAGGUCAACUACCAAUGACUUGGUUCAGGAGAGUUGAACAGCUUGAUCAAACAGUUGUUGAAGUUGGUUCAUCUGACCCUUUAUUCCCUCUUGGUUAUGGCCUGGACUAGACUAGGCCCAACCUAUCUGGCAUAGUCCCACUCGGGUAAAAAUUCAUGGAAAUGGUAUAAAAAGAGUUCAUUGUUUAUGAGAUAAAACUAUUCAUUUAUUAUAUUAUGCAUUGCAUCUGACAUAUUGUUGACUUGAGCAUAGAAGUGUCUUGUAAACAGAUCUGUCCAACCAAUUGGCUGAGGAAGAUGAUCAAAGUAAGGAAGGGAUCAUCUCGAGGCAUAGGAGAAUCUUGUAAGGACAACUCGGCUCUUUGCAAGAACAUCUUAUUCUGUAUCUCAUGAUGUUGUGUAAUGGAUAUUUCAAGCAUCUUCACUGGCCUAUCUGGUCUUGUAAUAUUGUUGAGAGGACAUGUCCUUUACCUUUUUAUUCCUCCAUAAAUGCCUAAAUUGUUAACCUUUGUGCCUAUAUUGUGGUUUAUUCCCAUUGGUCUGAAUCUUUUGGGAGACAAUUGCAAUCACCCAAUGGGGUAUGAUGCACCCA
Molecule: messenger RNA, 2427 nt
Organism: Vigna unguiculata (cowpea)
Lineage: Eukaryota; Viridiplantae; Streptophyta; Magnoliopsida; Fabales; Fabaceae
Biological process (GO): glucan catabolic process
Molecular function (GO): beta-glucosidase activity
Source: RefSeq, a predicted model, not a curated record